AUGAUGAAAAGUAAUAGUGGUAUUGAUCAGAUAUUAGAUUCUCAUUAUAGAAACAAAAUAACUGAAAAUAGAACUAAUUUAAAACCAAUUGUAACAUCACUUUUAUUCUGUGCAUUACAUAACUUACCUAUUCGUGGAGAUAAUGAUAAUACUGCUGUAUUUAAUAAUCUACUAGAAUUCAGGAUUUACGCUGGUGAUUUAGUUUUAAAAAGUCAUUUAGAAAAAUCUCCUAAAAAUGCCUUAUAUAUAUCUCACCGUGUACAAAAUGAACUAAUAGAAUGUGCAUCAUCUACAUUAAGGACAGUUAUUACCAAUGAAGUUAGACAAGCAUUUUGUUUUUCAAUUAUAGCUGAUGAAACAGCGGAUAUUAGUGGUGUUGAGCAACUAUCAAUAUGUGUAAGGUACUUGAAGGAUAAAUUAGUUCAUGAAGAAUUUUUAGGAUUUUUCCCUCUACUUGAAUUUGAUGCCAAAUUUAUUACAAAAAUAAUUUUAGAGGCAUGUAGUAAUAUUGACAUUAAUAUGAAUAAAUGUGUUGGUCAAGGUUUUGAUGGAUGUGCAACAAUGGCAGGGCAUAUAUCAGGAGUACAAAAAUGA
This is a messenger RNA of Melanaphis sacchari, 594 nucleotides long. RefSeq names its product zinc finger MYM-type protein 1-like. The record is from RefSeq and is a predicted model, not a curated record. The transcript has a single exon. The coding region runs from base 1 to 594 and encodes 197 amino acids. NCBI's taxonomy places the organism in Eukaryota, Metazoa, Arthropoda, Insecta, Hemiptera, Aphididae.